AUGUCCCAAGAAGACGACGUCAGCAAAGAAAAAGCUCGGACGGAGAGCAGCGAGGAGCGCGAUCUCGGCGUCGGAAGCUCGAAGAAGCGUCGUCACGAGGAAUCGGCCCCGAUCGACUUCGCCUCGACGUCUUCUGACGACAUUCAUUACCACUUCCCUUCCUGGGUCGCUGGUUCGUCUUUCCGAGCUGUUUACAAAACAUUUUCGGGUCUAAUGAUACAUAUGAAACUUGAGUCAUCUAGUUUUCUCUUCCUUCUUUUCAGUGAUGCAUAUUAUCAAUUUUUUUGCUGCUGGGAAAAAGUACUUCUUGCAAAAAAAAAACGUUCUUAUUACAUCAACAUUUGAUUAUCACAACUUUUCAGCGAGCUUUCAGAUAUCAGCAAAAUAUUGAGUUUGUGAAAAAAAUGCUUAAAUUAUUCAAAAUUAAAAGGGAUUUUUCAUCUCAAAGGAAUUAAUGAUAGAGCUUUUUUUAUCCAAGUUUUAUUCAUAUUUUUUUCUGCAUUUCUAGAAAGUUAUAGCUUAAUCGAUUUAAAAAGAAACUUUCAUCCGAGUUUAUCAAUCACAUUUUUGUUUUGAGAACCUUUUUCGCGAGAAAAUUCUCUUUUUGUUCUCCAAAGGCACCCGUUUCUCGCGGAAAACAAAUGAAAUUUUGGAAUAAUUAAAAAAAAACUGUUUUACGACGGAAAAUCUGUUUCUAGGCGGUUCCCCUGCCCAAUAUGUCGCUCCCAGGGAACUUCUGGCCAUGGCCACCGCCUUGGAAAACCUGGAGUUGAUCCACGAGAUCGCGGUCGACGAGAACUUCAAAAUUCCCGAUGUCCCCACCAAUCCCAUCGAGAAAGCUGUCAAGUGAUUCGAUCCGUCUUCGUUCCGAUCUUUGAGGAUUUCCUUCAGGGAGAACAUGUACAAGGCGUUCUUCGAUCUGCUCAGAGAGGAUCUGGCCAAACAGCCGCCCGUCUACACCAACCUUCUCAGUCACAUCAUGGAAAUCAAAAUGGUAUUGUUCAUUCGAAGAAAAAUAGGGGAAAAAAGGCAAUGUGCCAUAAUUGCGUUUCGAAAUACAAAUGGGCGCGUAGUUCGGUGAAUAUCUUAGUGAUUCUGUUGCUUUCAAACAAUGGUAGAUAAUUUAAUCGUGAUCCCCGUAAAAAAUCAAUAUUUAUCGAUGCUUUUAAACAAUUCUUUUUAAAAAUCUCUCUCAGAAAGUUUAUCGAACUAUUUUUGCCAAUUUAAAAAAAUAUGAAAAUUUUGCACUACCUUUUUCUCUUUUUUUAGAACUAGUUAAGCACUUUUUUUCUCUCACUAAAAUGGAAUUUUUCUUACUUUUUCUACUCAGUCACCAAGAAAAAUAAAAAAAAGAUUUCGAUAAUUUUUUUUUUUUGCAUUCGUGCUUGAAUCUCCUCUCGCUCAUUGGAACCGUCUUUCUCCAAUUUUAACCGGAGUCGAAAAGCUUCAGUUUUUUUUUAGUGGAAAUGAUGAAAUUUCCGAUUUUUAGUUGAUUCUGAACGACUUACUCUUGCCUUCUCAUCAACGGCUCCGUGAGCAAAUCGAGACGAUGUUCGACGAAGGUUUAUCAAACAAAAUAUAUCAUUUUCCAGUUUUUUUCUUUCUAGAAAGAAUCAAGGAAAGUCUCCUUGAGGAAAACUUCGAUUUCAAACAAGUCGCGGGACAAAUCAUCGACAUUUUGUUGAGAAUGUGUGCUCCAGCUCGCGAUGAACGAAUCCACGAACUUCGUAAAGAAUCCGACCCGAUCAAGAUUCUUAGGUUCGAUGAAAACAUGGAAGAAAAGUCGAAAUAAUCCCUUCAGUGGCCUCUUCGAGAUGAUCGAGUUGAUGAAGAACGACCUCACCAACUAUCAAUUGUCGAAAAAUCGCGCAGAAAUUGAGAAUUACAGCGCCCGAUACGAACUCAGGGAGUUCCAGAAGCUCUACACAGAGUAUCCUGGUUGGUUUUGAAGAUUCUGAAGUAGAAGGAAGAAAGUUAUUAUGGUGUGAGUGUUUGGAUGAGGCCAGAAGAUUCCGUUUUUUUAAAAUUAAGAAGUUGUUCCAGUACUUUGAAACUUUUAUUUAUUCUUCAUUUUAAAUUCUCUGCUGAAUCAUGGAAUAAUUGAAGAGUUGUUUGUCGGUUUGCGAUACUGUCGUUGAUCAAGCGUAGACGGCGCGUAGAGCAUCUCGCCUCUCUUUUGAUAAUAGUAGAAGACUUUUUGAGCGUUUCCGACGAUCACUGCUUCUCCAUGAUUCAGUACAAUUCAGUACAAAACUCGCAAAAGAAAAAAAACUUAAAAAAACUAUUUCAGCCCAAAUAAAUACACUUUUACAGAAGUUUUUCAGCUGCAGUAUCGAUUCAAAAAAUUAAAAAAAAAAUUCUUUUCAGACGGCCCUCCCAAAGUCCGCGAAUGGAUCUGCGAAUCCUACGAACUGAUGGAGAAAGUCGAGAAGACGGAGGAGCAAGAGAUUCAGGCGAAACGUGAACGGCGCGACAACGAGAUCGACGAACAGUUGCUGAUCGACGUCACCAGCAAGGGAUUCGUCACGUGAGCUCGAGAAUCCGUUUUGGAUCAUUAAAUGUAGAUAGAAAUUGGUUUCCUGGUGAUAACUAGUCACAAACUAGUUUUCAAAGUUGGAAAUUAAGUCAGAUAAACAGAUAAAAGAAGGGAAGCCUUUUAAAAAACAAAAUAGUUCCAAACCAAAUUUUCUAUUCAGUAGAUUUAGGGUUUUUUCUGAAGUUAGAACAAGUUCUAAUCACUUUUCAUAAUGAAAAAAAUUAUACCUGAGAACUAUUUCACUUUAGAAUAUUUGCAUAGCUUUUUUUCUCGACAUAUAUGAAUGCAAAAAAAAUUAUGAAUUUAUAGAUGUUUUUUGGAUCUAGUUUUUUUUUUCCAAUGUACCUUCAAAUUUAAAAGGACAGUUGAGUAGGAAAUUGAGUAGGAGGGAAAAAAAUCGCGAAUAAAACAGCUAAGAACUUAAUGGAGAUUGUGAAAUCUAUUAAAACAUACAACUGCAGAAUGAACAUGAAAUUGAUCUUUAGUCGCGAAUUCGAUGCAUUUAGAUUGGUUCAAAGCGAGAACCCAGAUCCGUUUCCCGAGACCUUGUCCUUGGAUCGAGGCCGAAUCUCGCGGCUCUCGGAGAAAUUCCUUCAGAUAAUCAUCACUGCUUCUUCCGUUCUGGUGACCUGUGGCGUCGCUGGACGUCAAGUACUUCUGUUUCCAGAAACCUCAUUUAUCGUUCCUUUUCCAGAUUGCUGAAAGCGAAGAUUUCAAAACGACCCUGAAGAAUCAUCUCAUCGUCAUUGCCAACGACAUCGAUGAAAAGUUGGUAUUAGCGAGAGAACAGAUUUAUUAAUGAAAUAGCCUUUGUACCACGACUUUAAAUUUCACCGAACGAGAUUCCACUGCGUACGGUCUCGAAGCGUCUUUGUCUUUGCGUUUCUCGGUCGCGCUUUGAAUUUAUUAUCAUUGCUGAUGGAUAGACUGUUUCAUUGGGGACACGUGAAAGUCUAGCACUGAAACAGAAGAAAAAGUUGAAAGCGCGACCGAGUUUCGCAAAGGCGAAGACGCUUCGCCGUCGUGCGCAGCGGAAAAGCGGAAUGUCGUUUGGUAAAAUUCCAAGUCAUGGCAAACAUACUACACUUUGAAGUUUCUGGAGUUUCUGAUCGUUUUACUGGAUUUUCGUAGAAAUCUGGUGGAGAAACUCGAGGCGAUGGGGGAGCAGUGUGCCAAGGAAGCUCAUGACACGGCUUCGAAGGUCGACGUCGUCUGGGACGAGGAUAAGACCAAAGCCGUCAAACAUCAGAUAUCGGCACUUGCCGACGAGGACAACCCCGUUCGCGCCAUCGUUUGUCCGUUUUCCUUCUGAUCUUCUGAAUCUCAGCUGCUUUUGCUUCUGUCCUCGAUAAUCUUUGAAAAAAAGUUUUUUUCAAUGUGGGUUUCAGUCAAACGAGUCUCUGAAUUCGUCGAAUCUAUCCUUCGAAGUCCGACGAUGGUUCCGAACCGCCUUCUUCCAGGACUUUCCAUCGUUCAGAACGAACUUUUCGCCUUUACCGCGAAGUUUGUCCACCUUUACUUUCAUCAGGAAUAGUUGUUUUUCAGAUACCUGCGUCUUUGCGAGCACAACCGCCGCUCGUACAACAGCUUAUACUACGAGAUUCUGUACAAGAUCGCCGACGACAUCGUCGUCGAAGCGGCGUCGGUCAGCGCGACUGUGGACGCGGAGGAAGUGAAGCAGGAUCUGGACGAGGUCGCCGAGGAAGCCGAGGGAGAGUUCUUCGAUGGCUCUUCGAACGACGCCGCGAGCUCUGAGGAUCCUCAGGAUGUCGGGUUGCCCGAUUUGCUGUGA
Caenorhabditis auriculariae is the source of this 4328-nucleotide messenger RNA. Lineage: Eukaryota; Metazoa; Nematoda; Chromadorea; Rhabditida; Rhabditidae. The record is from the annotation of a GenBank genome assembly.